This is a messenger RNA of Closterium sp. NIES-67, 1428 nucleotides long. The record is from the annotation of a GenBank genome assembly. Lineage: Eukaryota; Viridiplantae; Streptophyta; Zygnematophyceae; Desmidiales; Closteriaceae.
GUCGCAGUUUUCCCGCCACCCGGGCUUCUGACAAAGACACACGGCGAGGAGCUUGAGAAACCAAUCAGAGUGGUCGGCGGGGUGGUGUGGUGUGAUGUGAGGAGCAGAUGAAGAACCUGAACCUCAUUUGACGGUCCAGAUUCACGACCUCAUGUGCUUGUGUGACCUCCCACCGCCGAUUUUCCCGCCUGCUGCUCGUGGUUUUCCAGGACUCGAUUCAUCUGUAAAGCUGCUCCUGAAGCUCGUCAUACGGCCUGCAUCACAUAUCAUAUUCCUCAGUACUUCAUAGCUGCUCCUAAAGCUUCUCCUGCUGUGUUGCCCCAUAUAAUUUCUGUUAACUGCUGGUCCUCCCAAUAUCCUUGUUACCUUCAAGCCGUCUAGCUUACACCGAACGUUUCAGUAGAACGAAGGCAAGCAACUCUAACGAGCGUCGAGAAACUCGCUACUAACACAAUGAUCGGCCUUGAGUCUCUUUUCGGGCUCAGCGAAGCCGGAAGUUUUCUAUGGACUGGCCAAUUUCCAAUCGCGAGCAUCAUUGGUCUCGUCGCGGUCGUUCUCACAACAGUCGGGGUUGUCCUCCAGCCUCGCUGGGCUAUCGCCAUCAGCCGUCUCUUCCAGCCAGCAGUGCUCUUUGAAAUUGACACCAACGAGAAAAUCGUUGGCCUCACAAUCGACGAUGGCCCCAAUGGGAAGUUCACCAGUGAGACUCUGGAUAUUCUCAAGGAGCAUGGCUGUUCCGCCACCUUCUUCCUCAUUGGGCCUAACAUUGAGAAAUACCCCGACCUGGUGGAGCGCAUGGUGCAAGAUGGACAUGAAGUGGCCAAUCACAUGAUGGCGGACUAUCCAGGCUGCCUGCUCUCCACCAAGCAGUUCAUGGCAUCGAUGCUUGAAGUGGAUGCCAAGCUCCAUCGUUUCUUCCCUCUCGACUCCAAUGGCCGUCAAGUUAAAUGGUUCAGACCGGGCUACGGAUUCGCUACCCCCCACAUGCAGCAGUUGGCACACAGGCACGGGUACCAGCUGGCUCUGGGGUCCGUGUUUCCCCUGGAUCCCCUCUUCAAGGGCUGUGGCGCCUUCCUUGCCCGCUUCUGCCUGUGGAAGAUGUACCCCGGAGCCAUCAUCAUCCUGCACGACAGACCACAACAGGGACCCCAAACCAACCAUAUCCUGCGAAUUUUGCUGCCCGAGCUGAAGCAACGGGGGUACAGAAUAGUAAACCUGACUGAACUGGUGAAUAGCGUAAAGCGCAAAGCGGAGGUUCAGGUGAACGGGGGGAAGCAGGACUAGAGCAAGUGAGAAUGGCCAAGUGAGUGCAUGAUACUAGAUCGGCCUGCUUCCGCAUAUAUGUUUAUCGUGUAUUGUUUAGUGCAGCAGGUAGUAAAUGAAUUAUGCUCGAUAUUUAUCAUAUUUCAAUGCAAAUACAUAAAAUUC